Molecule: messenger RNA, 1309 nt
Organism: Cyprinodon variegatus (sheepshead minnow)
Lineage: Eukaryota; Metazoa; Chordata; Actinopteri; Cyprinodontiformes; Cyprinodontidae
Gene: elp5
Product: elongator acetyltransferase complex subunit 5
Exons: 9
Coding region: 184-1074 (296 amino acids)
Biological process (GO): tRNA wobble uridine modification
Cellular component (GO): nucleus; elongator holoenzyme complex; cytosol
Molecular function (GO): tRNA binding
Source: RefSeq, a predicted model, not a curated record
AGUCUGGACUGCAAGGUUUGUUCAGUGUUAGUGGCCGCUAAUGAACUUCAUUACCCAUAAACCCAAGGUGGCAGGAAACAUGAAAUAUGACGUUUAGCUUGGACAACCCAAACACGCUAACCAAGCAAAUAUGCAGAUAAAACAUGCUAAGUAGCCCCAGCUACUUAUGUACUGAAGUCAACCAUGUUGCCUGGAUUACUGCAAGGCAUUGAGACUGGAGGGCUUCUUAUAAUACAAGACUCCAGUAAUUACUCAGGACGAGACCUUCUGAAGAGCUUCAUCACUGCUGCCUUAAACAGGGAGGAGGUCGUACAUGUCCUUUGUUUUGAUGUGAGCGAAGAGGAGCUAAGGGAUAGAUUGAAACCAUUGGACACGCAGAGGUUGCAUAUUCACGAUGCUUAUUCGGACCCUCUGGGAUGGACCGCUCACCCAGCUUUUACAGUUCAACAGUUCAAUUCCAAGGAUCUCACAGACUUGAUUAGACAAACCUCACAGCAGAGGCCAGCUACGCUCGUCAUCGACUCUUUGUCGUGGAUAUUGAGGCAUGCGACUGCUCCUGCUGUCUGCAGGACACUUCAGCAACUCAGAAAAGGGGGAGCUGUGAGAGCUAUUAUCGGCCUGCUCCAUACAGAUAUGCAUCAGAGGGGCACUGUGGGGAGCGUCUGCCACUUGGCAACUUCUCUCAUCUCUGUGGCACCUGGAGUGAAGGGAAAUGAAGCAGUGGCAAGAAUAACAAAGCGCUCCAAAUCAGGGAAAGUUAUGCAAGAUGAGGAGAUUUUUUGCAUCACAGAGGACCUCGCAGUCACGGUUCUGAGCACGUCCUGUCAUCCUGAACCGAAGCCGACUAACACAGAGGAAGAGCAGGCGGACCCAACAGCUAACUUGACCUUUAACCUCCGACUGUCUGAUUCAGAGUUAGAGGCCAAGCAGAAACUCACACUUCCUUUCGUCUUCAGCAAAGAGAAGAAAACAGCUCUGCUCCAUCCAGGUCCAGGUUCUGGGCGAAUUCUGUAUGAGCCUGAUGCAAAUGAUGAUUACGACCAGGAGGACCCCGAUGAUGAUCUUGAUAUCUAGUGUUCAGGCAUGAUGGACUGUGCUGCUGAAACUGAAAAACUUUGCAGCUGGGCUGUUGUUUCCUUUGUUUCCGUUUAUGUAGUACGGAGAAUGUAGGAUGCAAAGCCACACAACUUCUAAUUUUCUACAACAUGUCUUCAUUCUUUAUGAAAUAAAAAUAAAUAGGUCUCUUUCUUAAAUUUGCACUUCAUUUUUUAUGUUUGGGUUUUCAAAACAAUAAAACAACUGAUAAAAU